AUUGUUGUUGAUAAUAAAUUAAUUAAAGCAGCAAAACAACCUGAAGAGCCGGUUGGGAGCCGAAAGAGCCGGUUCUCUAAAAAGAGCCGAAAUUCCCAUCACUAUUGUUCAUGUUUGGUAGUGAUGUGCGGAUCGAUACUGAAAUAUCGAUUCCUCCGAUACCAGUCAUUUAUGUUCUAGAAUUGAUUCUCAUAUUAAAAUAUUGAUAUUUUAGUAAUUUAGGGUAAAUUUGUAGUUUAUCAUUAACAGGAACACAGAGGAAAGAAACUAUAUCAUUCAGAUUGUCUACAUUGGAAGGAACUACUUAUUUUUCCGCCUUGCAUAGUCAAGUGUGAAAUACGGCUGUAUAAAUGUGUCGUAGCCGCUUGGCGUGCGCACUCACAACAAUGGCUGAGCGUAAAUGCAGUCAUGUGUGGACGUAUUUUACCUCCACAAACAGCCGAGACGUGGUUUGCGAUACAUGUGGCAAGACAGUGAGGUGUUGUGACAACACCACUAACCUCAUCAAACACCUCAGAGUAAAUCCUAUCACAGAAUAUGACGAGCUUACGUUGAGGUGAACUGAAGAGGAGGAGAGGGACAGGUGCUGCUAGGGCGAGACAGACGUCUCUCACAGAGUCCUUUAGUGCUGCAGGCAGGCAACAUGUUCAAAUAGCGCACAACUUCAGUUUUUUUAUUUCUGUAUGAUAAUUGUGCAUUAUUAAGCGAUAAGAACAAGUAAUCUGAUGCCCUUUAAUCAUUAUGAAGCUGUAAUUUGAGAUACAAUAAAAGAUACAAUAAGUAAAAUAAAUUUUUGUACAAAGUAUCGGUAUCGGAUCAGUAUCGUCGUUACCACCCUGAAUUUGACUUGGUAUCGGAUCGGAAAGGAAAUCAGUGGUAUCGCACAUCACUAAUGUUUGGACUUCUUCUGUGUUCUAAACGCGCAUAUCAGCCCGUGCAUGAUUACAUUGCUCCGCCCUUCAAAAAAAGUUUGUGCAUGCAUGAAUAUAUCGCCUAUCGCCGUUACUGGACUGACAAUUGUUGGUUGUUUACAUAUCUCCCAAUCUUACUGUCCAUGUCUGUUUUAGUUGAGAUUACACAGUAUGCUGUAAUACCCUUCCAAGUCCAUUGUCUAAAGACCCUGUCCAAAUGUGCUGGUGUACAGUCUGUAUCAUAUCCUACCCGUCUUAGUGUUAGCAAAUUGAAUAUUGUACUUUGUUUAAUCCAGAUAUUUAAAGCUACUUCACAACCCAACAUUGAAGCUGUGCCGCAUUGUAAUAGUCCUCCAAGCUAGAACACAGUAUGGCAUCUGGAUCUUCUAACGGAGUCCUGCGACCCCUUCUCCUCAGUAUACUUGUACUGGGAGUCUUCGUGACUGUGUUUCUGAUGUAUUUUAAACCUGAUAAAAGCUGGUUCUGUCCUGUAGAGUCAGUGUCAGAUCAGGUGAAGAACCUCAUCUCCACCAAGAGUGAUAAGAAUGCCACCAUUGUGCUGAUCUGGCUCUGGUCCUUAGGCAGUAAGUUUGACUUCAGCGUCUGCAGCUCUCUCUUUGAAAUUGAUAAUUGCUUCAUCACAGCAGACAGGAACCUCUACAGUAAGUCACAUGGGGUCAUCAUCAAUCACAGAGACAUCAGUGGUGACCUGUCCAAUCUGCCACAGUUGCAGCGGCCAUCUUUCCAGAAGUGGAUAUGGAUGAACUUUGAGUCACCAACACAUUCAUCCAAGCUGUCUGGGAUACAGAAGCUGUUCAAUCUGACUCUCAACUACCGUCAGGAUGCAAACAUUGGAGUGCCUUCUGGGACUAUCGUACCAGCAGAGGGCGAGGAGAAUUUUGUACCACCCAGUAAAAACAAGCUGGUCUGCUGGAUAGUGAGCAACUGGAACCCACAGCACGACCGUGUGAAAUAUUUCAAUGAGCUGCAGAAACAUGUUAAGGUCCAUGCAUAUGGACGAGCCUUUGGAAAGUACAUUUCUGACAAUGACCUCAUUCCCACCAUCACCAGCUGCAAGUUCUAUCUGUCCUUUGAGAACUCCGUCCACAAGGAUUACAUUACUGAGAAACUAUUCAACCCACUCUCAGUAGGAACAGUGCCAGUGGUUCUGGGCCCGACCAGGCAGAACUAUGAGAACUUUAUCCAGGGAGACGCCUUCAUUCAUGUCGAUGACUUCAGCUCACCCAAGGACCUGGCUGAUUACCUGCUGCUUCUGGACAAGAAUGAGGAAAUGUACCUCAGGUACUUUGAGUGGAGGCGACAUUUUAAAGCAAGGAAGGUCCAAUUUCCGGUAGAACAUGCAUGCCUGACUUGUGAUUAUUUGCGUAGGCACAAAGAAUACAAGGAAUUCAAUGACCUUGAUAAGUGGUUCUGGGGCAGCUAGAGAUUUGAAGGGUUAGGAAUAAAAUGAUUAAGUAAAUCUGUUUUUGUGAGGUUUUUUUUUUUUUGACCAAGUCUUCCAAGUCCUCCCAUGCCACACCUCUGCUGAUCCAGCUGCACUGGCUCCGCAUAUAAUUCAGAGUGCAGUUUAAGAUUAUGAUUUUGACAUUUAGGGCUCUGCAUGGACAAGCGCCAACAUACAUCAGUGAUCUUUUACAUCCUUACAUCCCCAGCAGGUCCCUGAGGUCAUGUGAUCAGGGCUUGCUUGCUGUCCAUAACACGAGGCUGAAAACAAAAGGUGGCAGAGCUUUAGUAACUGUGGCCCCCAGACUGUGGAAGUCUCUUCCAUUGAGCUUGAGAUCUGUGGACUCUGUGGUCUCUUUUAAAAAACAGCUAAAAACUCAUCUUUUGAACUUGCUUUUGGUUGAUUUUUGUUUUUAUGUUUUAGCUCCUGUGAAGCACUUUGUGAUUUAAUCUUGAA
This is a messenger RNA of Oreochromis aureus, 2832 nucleotides long. RefSeq names its product 4-galactosyl-N-acetylglucosaminide 3-alpha-L-fucosyltransferase 9-like. Gene Ontology annotation, cellular component: membrane. The transcript is spliced from 2 exons. Gene Ontology annotation, molecular function: alpha-(1->3)-fucosyltransferase activity. The record is from RefSeq and is a predicted model, not a curated record. The coding region runs from base 1282 to 2355 and encodes 357 amino acids. NCBI's taxonomy places the organism in Eukaryota, Metazoa, Chordata, Actinopteri, Cichliformes, Cichlidae.